Molecule: messenger RNA, 4574 nt
Organism: Dama dama (fallow deer)
Lineage: Eukaryota; Metazoa; Chordata; Mammalia; Artiodactyla; Cervidae
Gene: TMEM229B
Product: transmembrane protein 229B
Exons: 6
Coding region: 761-1264 (167 amino acids)
Source: RefSeq, a predicted model, not a curated record
UCUGUUUGGGUUUGACUUGUGCUAUUAAGGAGGCCUGCUUAGGGCCCAGAGAAGGGGAAGUGCCCGUGAAGGGGAAUCAAACUCCCCAGGCAUUGGGCCAUGGUGAUGCUGGGAGUGGAGGGUGUGCUGGAUAUGCCGAUGACAGGUUCUUGACUGCCCUUGAGAACAGAUGUACCCACUACAGGGUGAAGGUGAGAGUGUAAUUUGAAGCUCAAUUGAGAAGGGAACUGGAUUCUAAAAUUAUAUCGCCACUCGGAUUUACAAAUGUGCACACAUUCACUCAUGGCGCAAGAAGCGCUGCGUCCUAGCCCCCGCGGGAGUCGCCUGGGAUCCUUGCCUGGUUCUCAUCACCGGAUUAACCAGACCUGGGGAUAAAUGGAAGCCACCGGCCCAGUAGCCAAGGAUCAGCUGAGCCCUGGGGCUAAUGCUUGCUCACACUGUUGAGAGUGGCACUGCGGCCCAGCCAGGCACCCACAAAGGUUAACCCGGGACACUCGUGGCCAGUGAUCCUGAUGUCUGUUCAGAGCUGCGCACUCAAGGGUGUGAUAAGAGAAAGGAGCAACGUCUCGUGAGCUGCUGGUUCCUUUUGAUGCCGGUCUGACUGGGGCUCUGAUCCCCGGGGCAGAACAAGAGAGCCGUGCCUUCUGGCCCCAGCCAGGACUUCCAGCCUUCCCCAUUCAUCUUCCGUGGACCAGUCUUGGCACAACCUCUCAGACUCGGCCUGACUUCUCCUAGCGGCCCGCCGGCCCCCGUCGGCACCAUGGCUUCCGCCGAGCCCCUGACGGCGCUGUCCCGCUGGUACCUGUACGCCAUCCACGGCUACUUCUGCGAGGUGAUGUUCACGGCGGCCUGGGAGUUCGUGGUGAACUUCAACUGGAAGUUCCCGGGGGUGACGAGCGUGUGGGCGCUCUUCAUCUACGGCACGUCCAUCCUCAUCGUGGAGCGCAUGUACCUGCGCCUGCGCGGCCGCUGCCCGCUGCUGGUGCGCUGCCUCAUCUACACGCUCUGGACAUACCUGUGGGAGUUCACCACCGGCUUCAUCCUGCGCCAGUUCAACGCCUGCCCCUGGGACUACUCCCAGUUCGACUUUGACUUCAUGGGCCUCAUCACCCUGGAGUACGCCGUGCCCUGGUUCUGCGGGGCCCUCAUCGUGGAGCAGUUCAUCAUCCGCAACACCCUCCGCCUCCGCUUCGACAAGGACGCCGAGCCCGGGGAGCCCAGCGGCGCCCUGGCCCUGGCCAAUGGCCACGUCAAGACUGACUGAGUUGGGGGGUGGGGGCGGGGAGCUGCUGGGAUGGGGGCCCCCGGGGGCUCUCAUGGACCCUGUGGACAAGGGUACCAAGCUGGCGGGGUUGCCCCUUCGGUACAGCACAAGCCCCGCCCCAUGGGGGGCACACGGAGCACCCCAGGACCGUCCGCUGUGGGCGGGGUUGGAGGCGUGGUCAGGUGUUGGGGGCGACAGAGGGACUUGGGGUGGAGUGCGUGGAUCUCAGCCCAGCUCAGGGGCUGGAGGCGGGAGGCCUGUGGUUAUGCAGCGACUGGACUAUGUGGGUGACUUUGGAAGCAGCAGGCCCUGUCCUGGCUAAGGUAGUCUAAGAAGGGGACAGAAGGUGGGGGGCAAGGCCUGCAGGGGCUGUGGGCGGCUGCAGCCGCCGCUGGCUCCCUCCCUCUCACCUAGUUUAGUUGGGCUUGGGCUGGUUCCAUUAGGCAAUAUUCAGGUGCUUGCUUGCAACCAAUACCUCCCCCCAAGGCCUGUUGAGCUGCAGCCUAAGAAGAGACUGGGCAGCUAGGAGGCUGCUGGGCAGGAGUGCUGGUCUGCAAGGGCUGGGAGGCCUUCCCUUGGCUCCUCUACCCUCCCCCAGGGCCCCACGCUGCUCCCUUGGCCUUCUGGGGCUCCCCCCUGGUGCUGGAUUCCCACCAACCUUAGGCUUUGGGAGGUUUCAAUCCCUGUGUGUUCGGUGGCGUUUCCCCCUUUUCUCUUAUUUUCAGAGCCUUUACCACUAGCAGCCCCCUGUAUCCAAGUCAACCACCCCACCUGUCCCCACCCCCAUCUCCCUAGCCAACACAACAGCUGCCAGAGAUAGAACCCUGAGCAGACCCGUCCCACCCUCUUGCAGCCUGCCCUCCCCUGUUGCCACUGGCCUGAUCCCUGGGAAGUUCCUUGUUAUGGCUCCCCACCCCCUUAUCUGGGGGACAGUGGCUAAAAACCGAAUAAUACCCCCAACGCACAGUCAGGCUAAGAUGGGCCCCACAGAUCCACAGUGGGGACCGAGAGACAAAUCAGUUGAAGGGGGAGGGGGAGGUGGGCAGGAAAGGCACCCGGCUGGUUUAUUUUCAAACCAGUUCGGGACAGUCCAGCUUUCCAGAGGGUGGAGGAGCAGGUAUCCAGUGCUGAAGAGUCAUGGAGACUGAGUGAGGGAGAAAAAGAGGGCUUUUCAGCUUUGACAAUGGCAACCCACUCCAGUAUCUUUGCCUGGAGAAUUCCAUGGACAGAUGAACCUGGCAGGCUAUAGUUCGUGGGGUCGCAAAAAGUCAGACAUGACUGAUGGACUAACACUUUGGCUUUCGGAGGGUCCUCAAAGCAUCCUCAGCGGGAAUGAGUUAGUUCUGGUUCUGCCAUAGCCCCAGCCCUGCAGCAAAACCUCCUCGGGUCUAUCCUCUCCUUCCCCCUCCCAGAAAGAGGAACACGCUGAGUUUGCUCCUUAAACAGUAUUAAGCCUGCCAUCACGGGCAUUGUCAUCUCAGUUGCCCCACCUUCCCCACUGACAGGUCCAUUGCUGGCAGUGGACAGGUGAGAUCCUAACUCCAGCCCACUUCCAGCUCUGCUGCCUCCCCCAGGGGAGGGCUCCAUCAAAUGCAACCUAUCUGGCAGUACGUGGUCUCUUUUUGACCACCCUAGGACUCUUAGGUAGAAACUAGCCUUUCCCUUUUUAUAGAACAUUAAAAGUGGUAAUACCACCUGUGGAGAGAACUUCCUCUUCUUGCUGUACUACUCCAGGUAUACUGUGCAGAUAGUACCAGCCAGGGUGCAAGCCAGGGUGGGGGUGCUGGGGGUGGGCAGAAGUGGUGUCUUGGUUUGGGAGAAAGGCUGAGAGACUCUGCCUUUGGCAGGGUUGAGUUCUGCAGUGACCCAUCCAGGACAGGAUAAAGGGUGAUCCCCAGUCUCUCUGUCCUGGGCAGGCUCCUCAAGUCCAGGCACGACCUACAUUCUGCAGGGAUUAACUCUCCCUUUGAUUUUAUGUGGCUCCAAUUCCAGGGCUUUGGGGCUCCCAGGGACUCAGCCUUCCAGUGGGGGCCAAUUGCUUUCCAUCUAUAGGUGGAAGGGAUUCCACAGGAAGAGUAUUGCCUGGUCCCCGUUCCAUGGUCAUCUGCUACGACGGCCCUGUAGUCGUUCUGCCCUGUAGUCGUCUCCUUGGUCUUUUCCCCUUGCUCCAUGUUAUCUCGGUCUCCUGGACCCCCAACCCUGACCCCUCCAAGCCCCCUAGUGGGCCCUUUGGCCACACCACUCACCUUUUGUUCUUUCCUUCACGACAGAAAUCUGGUGGUCAGCUUGUUGAUGUCUCCCAGCCCAAGGCCUCUGUGAUUCUCUCCCAGAGCCAGUCCUUGGAUGGCCCACUGGGUCUGUCUGCUCCAGAAGGUUGCCCUGUCCAUGCUCCCUGGUACCAUCUCUCCGGGCCCUAUAAAUUCCCAAGUGCGAAAGGUCCCCGAGUAAACCUGCCUGCCUGGCAGCAUGCAGAGCAUUAUGCUUCUGCUUCAUCCAGCUGCCCCAAGGCUCCUGUUCUCUCACUUUCACUCCAGGUGAUGACCUGGAGCUUAACCAUGGGAUCUGCAGGUUCAGAGCUCACCAGAGGUCACCCAGACCUCAACUCUUGCUUUUUUUGGGUAUCUUCAGGGCCCCAAUCCAUUAGUGCCCAAGGACUCAAAAGUUUGGAGUAAUCCAGCCCUGCAAAGCAGGAGAGAAUCUACUCACUGUUCAUGAACCUCUGAUGUCCUGGGCCUCUCCCCACUGGCCAUGGCAGCAUCUCUGAGGCACAGGUCGCCAUGUGCUGCCCUGCAUGGUUGAAUCGCUUCCAACAUCUGCUAGGCAUCCUGUCCCUUGUGCCGUGUUCCCUCGGAUGUGCCAGUGAGUCACAACGGCCUAUGCUUAUUCACAGCAAUAAUACCUAGGGGGUGCCCGCAAAGUCCUUUUGUCCUGGUCCCUCGCCUUCUGCAUGGGUCUCCUGGGGAGGCAGCCAUUGAGUGGAUGAGGUCAUGAGAACCUGUAUUUAUGAAACUCUGGGCUAUGCAGACAUCGUCAAGGGGAUGCAGAAAAUUGGGAGGCCCAGGCCUGGGGGAGUUAUGGCUCAAGCGAGGAAAGCAGCUUCUACUCCGAGGCCACCCCAGGCCUGGAGGACCUGCAGGUCCCUGCUCUGCAAAAGGGCCUUUUAUGGGUGGGACUGUCCCCCAGUUAUGGCAGCUCUUCUGAAGGACACAUGACUGGUUUGUGCGCCCAUUGCCUGCUCUGUCUUCAUUGGUCUCAUUGUCUCUUUCUUUUCACAUUCGUGCACAUAAAAUAUACUGGUGUUUGUGUUCCA